CAGCAUCUCAAUGCUGCAGUGUCCUAGAUUUCCCUCUAGGCGCGUUACUCAGCAAAUCCAUCGUUUCAUCUGCGGCAUACGACAAUACAACUACCCUUCAAUGGAGGCCGAACGCAAAGCUCCUCCAAUCCCGAAAGGUGACCGUGGUCACGGCGGAAAGAAGAGAUCAUUCCAGAGUGGUCAAUGGGCGAAAAGGUCGAAGUCACGGAAAGAGAAGCCCAAGUCUGAAGGUUCCAAUGAAGAAGUUCUCAUUGCGGAUGUGCGAGCUCUUUUCGCAAAGCAGAAGCUUUCCCAGACCUCGACAAUAGCUGCUACCAAUAAUGCGCCUGAGUCCAUAGACAAUUCUACCGCAGACCAAGUCGAAUCUGCUCCUGCAGAGAAUGGAGAACCUAUGGACAACGAUGAGAAACCUGAACUGCCCGAAAAGUUCUCUGAAGUUGAGGUGGAAGUCUUGGAGAUAUCUUCGACAGGCGACGGUCUGGCUAAACAUGCUGGCUCCGACCAGAUAUACAUUGUACCAUUCAGCACACCAGGCGAUGUUGUCAAAGCGAAAGUCAUCAAGCAUUUCGAAGCUGAGCAUUACACCUUAGCCGAUUUCGUCUCUGUGGUCAAGGCAGGGCCUCUCCGAGAUGAUACCCGUGUCAACUGUAAAUACUUCUCUACAUGUUCUGGUUGUCAAUUCCAGAUGAUGGAUUACCCAAGUCAACUAGCACACAAGAAGACAAUUGUUGCGAAAGCUUAUAAGAACUUCUCGCAAUUACCACCAGAGCUGAUACCGCUAAUUGGAGAGACCAUUGGAAGCCCUUUACAAUAUGGAUACCGUACGAAACUUACACCCCACUUCGACGCUCCGCCAGGAGCUAGGAGAGACAGGAAUAAGACAUUUGAAAAGGUGCCGGAAAUUGGCUUCAUGGCGAAGAAUCGAAGGAUUACGCUGGAUAUUGAGGAUUGCCCAAUCGGUACAGACGCUGUACGUAUGGGUAUGAAGAGAGAAAGAUUAAAGGUUGUCGAAGAACUGGCCAAAUACAGGAAAGGCGCCACGAUACUUCUACGUGAAAGCACAUUCAGGGUACCCAGUAACGACAAUCGGGCAUCUGAAGAGCUCCCAGACAGCAUCAAGACCGCAACUGAAGCAUAUACGGAUUUCAAGUCAUGCGUCACAGAUAGCAACGCAACAUCGACUGAGUACAUUGAUGACUUUGUCUUCACUAACAUUGCUGGAUCUUUCUUCCAGAACAACAAUUCGAUACUACCAAGCUUCACUCAAUACAUUCGAGACCAUAUUAUGCCACCCGCUCCAUCAUCAACAGAAGCUCCAAUCAAGUAUUUAAUUGAUGCGUACUCUGGCUCCGGAUUAUUCACAAUAACGCUCUCUUCACUCUUCAAAACAUCAAUGGGGAUCGACAUCUCCGGUCCCUCGAUAACUUCAGCCAAGGACAACGCGAAGUUGAACAACCUCCCAGAAUCACAAUGCACGUUCAUGGCAGCUGAUGCGCCGGAACUGUUCAAGUCUGUGAAAUACCCCAAGGACGAAACGGUGGUGGUAAUCGAUCCUCCAAGAAAGGGAUGUGACGAGAGCUUCUUGUCUCAACUAAUGAACUUUGGACCAAGGAGAGUUGUUUAUGUCAGCUGCAAUGUGCACACACAAGCAAGAGAUGUAGGAGUUCUUGUCAGAGGGAAUGAAAAUGGAGGAGCAAGAUACAAGAUCGAGUCUUUGAGAGGAUUCGACUUCUUUCCUCAGACAGGUCAUGUUGAGGGUGUUGCUGUGCUCAGUAGAGUGGAGCCUGAACAGGAAGCCGCAGAAGCACAAUAGACAAAUCCUAGCAGCCAUCACCU
Messenger RNA from Mollisia scopiformis, 1836 nucleotides. Its product is annotated as putative tRNA (uracil-5-)-methyltransferase. The transcript has a single exon. Bases 101 to 1813 code for a protein of 570 amino acids. Gene Ontology annotation, biological process: tRNA processing. NCBI's taxonomy places the organism in Eukaryota, Fungi, Ascomycota, Leotiomycetes, Helotiales, Mollisiaceae. Gene Ontology annotation, molecular function: tRNA (uracil(54)-C5)-methyltransferase activity, S-adenosyl methionine-dependent. The record is from RefSeq and is a predicted model, not a curated record.